This is a messenger RNA of Beta vulgaris subsp. vulgaris (sugar beet), 1980 nucleotides long. RefSeq lists its product as uncharacterized. The record is from RefSeq and is a predicted model, not a curated record. Lineage: Eukaryota; Viridiplantae; Streptophyta; Magnoliopsida; Caryophyllales; Amaranthaceae. Bases 1 to 1980 code for a protein of 659 amino acids. The transcript has 3 exons.
AUGUAUUUAACUUUAGGUGAUUCCAACUCAUCGUAUUACCACACUCAUGCCUCAAUUCAAAAAAACAGGAACCAAAUUCGUAGUUUCGUGUUGCCAAAUGGUGACCAAAUCACUAAUCCAAAUGCAAUUACCCAGGCAUUAACUGAUGCCUUUGUUAAUCGCUUUUCGUCAGAUGAUAGAGUGACUUUUGAUAGUGAUCACGAUUUUGCUCUUCUGGAUCCAAUAAUUUCGGUUGCGGAUAACAAUUUUUCAACAUCAACCGUAUUGGAGGAUGAAAUUAAAAAUGAUGUUUUUGAUUCAUCCCCAGAUAAGUCCCCUGUUUUGGGACAAAUCAUUCAUCCUCUCCAGGGAGCUUUUGUGCCGGACCGUCUUAUUCAAGACAAUAUCUUGAUUGCUCAUGAAGUAUUUCAGGCUUUUCGGUCAAAGUCUGGUCCUAAUGGAUGGAUAGUUAUUAAGUUGGACAUGGAGAAAGCGUACGAUAGAUUAGAGUGGAGUUACAUUUUCACCACCCUUGAUAAACUAGGCUUCUCGCCUAUUUGGAUCGGAUGGAUUGAGGAAUGUAUUUCUUCUUCUUCCUUUUCAGUGUUAGUCAAUGGGGUGCCUGGUGAAAAAUUCUUCCCAUCCCGUGGUAUCCGUCAAGGGGAUCCUAUCUCCCCUUACCUGUUUAUUUUAUGUGCGGAGCUUCUCGCAAGAUUGCUCUCUUCUGCGGCCAAUAGCCCAACGAAACCGGUAGGAGUGCCAGUUGGUAAAACUGGUAUUCGUGUCCCUUUUCUGACAUUUGCGGAUGAUACAAUGAUUUUUGCCAAAGCUAAUAACUAUAGCUGUUUAGUCAUUCGACAGAUUCUAGAUAAAUAUUGUUCAAUGUCAGGGCAAAUGGUAAACUACCAUAAAUCAGCUUUUCAAUGUACGGGAAAUGUCCCUGCUAAUGAAAAAAGAGACUUUGCGAACAUUUUGGGAAUGAUUGAAUCUAACUCUUUGGGAGAUUAUCUGGGUUGCCCCGUAAUCACCUCUAAGAUGACGAAAGAAACUUUUACUCCAGUUCUUAAUAAAACUAUAAACCAACUUCCCAAAUGGAAAGCUAAUACCCUCUCCCAGGCAGGUCGCUCGGUCCUCCUCCAGUCUAACCUUGCUUCAAAGUCCAAUUAUCAGAUGCAAAGUUUCCUCCUUCCUAAGCAUAUCUUGGAGAAUCUUGAUAAAACAUACAAGAUUUUUUUCUGGAAUAAGGACCAUUUAAAUAAAUCUCCUAAUCUGAUUGGUUGGGAAAGAAUAUGUAAACCAAAGGCUGCAGGAGGGUCAGGUUUUCGUACAGCGGAAGUUUCUAAUCAUGCCCUCCAGAUGAAGCUUCUUUGGAGAAUUAUCAAAGAUGAUAAUAAUCUUUGGGUUUGUCUUGUUAGAAAGCAUUAUAUUAAGAAUUCCAACCUCUUUACUAUUAAAGUUUCAAAGUCUGCCUCUUGGCAAUGGCGGAAUCUUUUAAGAUUAAGAGACACGUUCAAAAAAGGACUAAGAUGGCAUCUUGGGGAUGGUAAAAGUAUUAGAUUUUGGUCGGAUAAUUGGGUUUUCCAAUACCCUCUUAGCUCUAUCAUUGUUCCUACUCCGAGGACUGAGACCUACUUUGUUGACCAUUGUAUCUUAGAUUCAGGCCGGUGGAACACCCAGGUUUUGCUUUCUUUGGUCCCUCCUCACAUUGUUGCACAUAUUGUUUCUAUUUAUAUCCCUUCUGAACCUCAACUUGACUCCCUUAUUUGGGGUCUUACGGCUGAUGGUGAGUACUCUGUUAAGACUGAGGCUCUGCUUGCCCAAGGUAUUCUCCCUGCAUCUGCGGAAAAGGUCCAGCACUGUUUUCGUGAAGCCAACAAGUUAGCCGACUUCAUGGCACAUUGUGGCCAUACUUUCCAGGAUCUUCAUUAUUGUACUCUGCCUUUUGAUUUUGAUUUAUCUCUUUGCAUCCGUAAGGAUGUUUUAGGUUGGCCUCCUCAUUGA